AUGAAUCGUCUCGUGACUCGGUUACCAUUGCGAGUCGUCUCUCAAUGCCGCGAGCCGACACAGCUUCUGCGAUUUUCGGUGGCUCCGAGCCCCAGCUUAGCUUUGCGACAGAGCCGUAACUUCGCCAACUCGCCAGCGCUAUACAAGAAGAAAGAAAAGGCGACGAAAAAGGUAUCCCAUUCAGACGUCGAGUCUAGCGCUGCCGAUGCCGCCGAGGAUCCGUUUGACCUUUCACCUCUUCACUCCGGCAUAUCGACCGCCAUCUCCAGAUUGAAAGAUGAUCUGUCCAAGCUUCGCGCGGGCGGGCGCUUCAACACCGCGACUCUCGAGGGCCUGAAGGUCCAGCUGGGCAAGGAUAGCCAGGACUCUGUCAAGCUGGGUGAUCUGGCCCAAGUUGUACCCAAGGGGGGCAGGAUGGUCACCAUCCUAGUGGCGGAAGAGGAGCACAUCAAACCCGUUACCUCAGCGGUUGUAUCCUCGAAUUUGUCCCUGACACCCCAAGCUGAUCCUCAUAACGCCCUUCAACUGAAUAUCCCAAUUCCUCCCCCGACCAAGGAAUCCCGGGACAAGAAUGUCCAGGCCGCCAAGCAGGCCUUUGAAAAGGCAGCUAGCGCCGUCCGUGAUUCCAGAGGCGCCAUGCACAAGCGACUACAAGACAUGCAAAAGAAGAAGCUUGCUCGACCUGAUGACGUGCGCAAGGCUCAUGAUCAUAUGGAGAAGGCUACGGAGAAGGGUCAAAAGGACGUCAAGGAGCUAUUUGAUGCGGCCAAGAAAUCCUUGGAACAGGCAUAA
Penicillium daleae is the source of this 792-nucleotide messenger RNA. RefSeq names its product ribosome-recycling factor. Gene Ontology annotation, molecular function: ribosomal large subunit binding. Gene Ontology annotation, biological process: translation. The transcript is spliced from 2 exons. Lineage: Eukaryota; Fungi; Ascomycota; Eurotiomycetes; Eurotiales; Aspergillaceae. Bases 1 to 792 code for a protein of 263 amino acids. Gene Ontology annotation, cellular component: mitochondrion. The record is from RefSeq and is a predicted model, not a curated record.